UUUGUUACUCAAUACAGAAAAGUAGAAUUUUUCACUGUCGCAAUAUUAAGAAAAGUAGUUUGAUCAUAGCAAGCUUUAGAAGUCGUUAAUUGAAGUUAAAACACAAUUUAAAGAAAUACUUCUGUAAACAAAAUGGUUGAAACUGGUAAAAAGUUAAGUGAAUUAAGGGUUUCUGAUCUGAAACUUCAGCUUGAGAAACGUAAAAUGGAUACUGUUGGUGCUAAGGCCACAUUAGUAGAACGUUUAGAAAAGGCCUUAAAGCAAGAAGGCCAUGAUCCUCAGAAAUACGUUUUUAAAAGUGGAGAUAAAAUAACUCCAAAAUCUAAAGAUAGAACUGGAACGGAAGAAAUAAAAAUAAAGGAAGAACCCGUUAUGGAUGGUUACCCAGAAGACAGUCGUGAUGGAUUUCAGUCUGGUAAUGAAAAUGGCGAUGCAGAUGCGAACGUAGAUGACGAGAUUGAUCAAGUGGGAACUGUAGAUGACGAGUGUGUUAUCAUUGAAAAUGAAGAUGAAGAGUCUCAAUAUGUUGAUGAUGCAGAUGCUGAAGCAGACGUCGAUGCUGAUGCUGACGCUGAUGAACAAGAAAAUGAGGAAAAUGAACGUGGUGAAGGUGAUGAAGUGCACGAAGAAGAGGACGAAGAAGAAAUUAGUGAAAAUAAUAAUCAUGACACCGAAGAAUCAAUUAAUUUGACAAUUGGCGAAGAAGAGCAACAAUUAUUACAUGAAGCUGCAGAUGAAAAAGAAAAAACAGCUGAAGCCAGCAAAUCACAAAAGGAUAAGAGCUCAGCUAAGGAACAACAAAAUAGCGACAAAGGAAAAAAAGAUGAGAAAAAGGGUGGCAAAGAUGAGGCUUCCAACAAAAAUAAGAAAAAAGAAGAGAAGUCCAUUGACAAAAAAGACACGAGUGAACAUAAAUCGUCAACAAAAUCGUCACAUAAGGAUGAAAAAGAAAAGACUACUAAUGCAUCAACUGUUAGCAUCUCAUCGAAAUCCUCAAAGCCUACAGUUCCAUCACGUAAUUUAUGGGUUUCCGGUUUAUCAACAUUGACACGUGCAAGUGACUUGAAAACAAUUUUCUCCAAGUAUGGCAAAGUAAUCGGUGCAAAGGUUGUUACAAAUACGCGUACACCGGGUUCCCGUUGUUACGGUUACGUUACAAUGUCAUCAUCAUCUGAUGCUACUCGUUGUAUCGAAAAUUUGAACCGGACUGAACUGCAUGGCCGCAUUAUAUCUGUGGAACGUACAAAAAAUGAAAUUGGUAAUACAUCAAACGGAGCUAAGGACUCAGCAAAAGUUACAGGUUCGCGUUCAGCAUCCAAAAAGAAAGAUGACGACAAAAAAAGUUCUGCUAAAGAUGGUGCCAAACCUUAUGAUGAAAAACGGAAACUUGGUGAUACUAAAAAAGACGAUAAGGACAAAGAUAAGGGAAAGGAUAAAAAAGAUGAUAAAGAAGCCAAAGAUGAAAAAUCAAAUGACAAUAAACGUUCACGUGACCAAGUUCGUUCCAAGGAAGUCGAUAAAGAGCGUGAACAGCGCAUACGCGAAAGGGAACGUGAACGCGAGCGCAUACGUCAACGCGAA
This is a messenger RNA of Teleopsis dalmanni, 1581 nucleotides long. RefSeq names its product SAFB-like transcription modulator. The annotation marks the transcript as partial. Gene Ontology annotation, molecular function: sequence-specific DNA binding; RNA binding. The transcript is spliced from 6 exons. The record is from RefSeq and is a predicted model, not a curated record. Gene Ontology annotation, biological process: regulation of transcription by RNA polymerase II; regulation of mRNA processing. Gene Ontology annotation, cellular component: nucleus. Lineage: Eukaryota; Metazoa; Arthropoda; Insecta; Diptera; Diopsidae.